CUAUAAAAAGUUGAGGAGCAGCGGAUCCGGCGAUUAAACGCCAUUAGAUCGCCAUGCUGUUCCGCAAGAGCAAGCCAAAGGACGAGGACGAGGUGGUAACCUUCGAGGAGCUCACCUCGUUCCCGAUGAAGUUCUACAAGACCAUCGGCGAGGAUCUCUAUUCGGACAGGGAUCCGAAUGUGUGCAGGCGCUAUCUACUUAGAUUCUACCUGGUGCUCGGUUUCCUCAACUUCAAUGCGUACGUGGUCGGUGAAAUCGCUUACUUCAUCGUGCACAUCAUGUCGACCACAACUCUAUUGGAGGCCACUGCGGUGGCGCCUUGCAUCGGCUUCAGUUUCAUGGCCGAUUUCAAACAGUUCGGACUGACGGUGAAUCGAAAGCGUUUAGUUCAACUGCUCGACGAUCUGAAGGAGAUAUACCCCGUGGAUUUGGAGUCGCAGCGGAAGUAUCACGUCCCCUUUUACCAGAAGCACAUGAGCAGGGUCAUGAAUUUAUUCACCAUCCUCUGCAUGACCUACACCUCGUCCUUCAGCUUUUAUCCGGCCAUCAAGUCGACCAUUAAGUAUUACCUACUGGGAUCGGAGAUUUUCGAACGCAACUACGGUUUCCACAUUCUGUUUCCCUACGACGCCGAAACGGAUCUGAGGGUCUAUUGGGUCUCCUACUGGGGACUGGCCCACUGUGCCUACGUCGCCGGGGUUUCCUACGUCUGCGUCGAUCUGCUGCUCAUCACGACCAUCACCCAGCUGACCAUGCACUUCAAUUUCAUAGCCGACGACCUGGAGGCCUACGAUGGCGGCGAGCACACGGAUGAGGAGAACAUCCAGUACCUCCACAACUUGGUCGUCUAUCAUGCCAGGGCUUUGGACCUCAGCGAGGAGGUUAACAACAUAUUUAGCUUCCUGAUCCUUUGGAACUUUAUUGCCGCCUCCUUGGUGAUUUGCUUCGCUGGCUUUCAGAUCACAGCCUCCAAUGUGGAGGACAUUGUGCUCUACUUCAUCUUCUUCUCGGCCUCGCUGGUUCAAGUCUUUGUGGUCUGUUACUACGGAGAUGAAAUGAUUUCUUCGAGCUCUCGGAUCGGCCACUCCGCCUUCAAUCAGAACUGGUUGCCCACCAGUACCAAAUACAAGCGCAUUCUGAAAUUUAUUAUUAUGCGCAGUCAGAAACCCGCCUCUAUAAGACCUCCCACCUUUCCACCGAUAUCUUUCAACACCUUCAUGAAGGUAAUCAGCAUGUCAUAUCAGUUUUUCGCACUCCUCCGCACAACUUACUAUGGGUAAAGGAGUCACUGCCUUCAGUUGUGGCUAA
Molecule: messenger RNA, 1308 nt
Organism: Drosophila ficusphila
Lineage: Eukaryota; Metazoa; Arthropoda; Insecta; Diptera; Drosophilidae
Gene: Or92a
Product: putative odorant receptor 92a
Biological process (GO): sensory perception of smell; detection of chemical stimulus involved in sensory perception of smell
Cellular component (GO): plasma membrane
Molecular function (GO): olfactory receptor activity; odorant binding
Source: RefSeq, a predicted model, not a curated record